Molecule: messenger RNA, 2102 nt
Organism: Ananas comosus (pineapple)
Lineage: Eukaryota; Viridiplantae; Streptophyta; Magnoliopsida; Poales; Bromeliaceae
Product: probable alkaline/neutral invertase F
Exons: 5
Coding region: 183-1865 (560 amino acids)
Biological process (GO): sucrose catabolic process
Molecular function (GO): sucrose alpha-glucosidase activity; endo-alpha-N-acetylgalactosaminidase activity
Source: RefSeq, a predicted model, not a curated record
AAACUUUUGCGCUUUGAUCUUAUCCUAUCCGUCUAAAUCAGCGGAUUUGAGCAUAUUUUUUUGGGAUGUUGUUUCCAUUUUUGCACUAAUUUACUACGAUUUUAUGCUUCAUUUACUUGGAUCUUGGUCCGAGAUCCCAGAAUGUGGCUAAAGUGUGUAGCCGCGCUUCUGAAACCCUAGAAAUGGAUGGGCCAUUAGGGCUUCGGAAGGUCGGGUCAUACGCCUCCGUGGCCGACGCCGGAGACGAGCUCGACCUGAGCCGCCUCCUCGAGAAGCCGCCACCGAAGCUGAGCAUCGAGCGGCAGCGCUCGUUCGAGGAGCGCUCGCUGAGCGAGCUCUCAAUUAGCGUUCGCGCCCUCGAUGCGGCAGCGUAUGAUCACGGCAUGUUCUCACCCGGGAUGCGGUCCUCGGGAUUCGACACCCCGGCCUCGUCGGCGCGGAACUCGUUCGAGCCCCACCCGAUGGUGGCGGAGGCGUGGGAGGCUCUCCGCCGCUCGCUGGUCUACCUCCGGGGCCAGCCGGUGGGGACCAUCGCCGCCUACGAUCACGCCUCCGAGGAGAUCCUCAAUUAUGAUCAGGUGUUUGUCCGUGAUUUUGUGCCGAGUGCUCUGGCUUUCCUAAUGAACGGAGAACCAGAAAUAGUCAAAAACUUUCUUCUGAAAACGCUUCACCUCCAAGGAUGGGAGAAGAAGGUCGACCGCUUCAAGCUAGGGGAAGGCGUGAUGCCCGCGAGCUUCAAAGUGUUGCAUGACCCAAUCCGUAAGACUGACACCCUGAUUGCUGAUUUUGGUGCGAGUGCAAUCGGACGGGUUGCACCAGUCGACUCGGGAUUCUGGUGGAUCAUACUUCUUCGUGCUUACACGAAGUCAACCGGCGAUCUUUCUCUUGCGGAAACGCCAGAAUGUCAAAAGGGGAUGCGGCUUAUUCUGGCUUUGUGCCUGUCGGAAGGGUUUGACACUUUUCCCACACUCCUUUGUGCCGAUGGAUGCUCGAUGAUUGAUCGGAGAAUGGGGAUAUACGGAUAUCCUAUAGAAAUCCAAGCUCUCUUCUUCAUGGCGUUGAGGUGCGCCCUCUCGAUGCUUAAACACGACGCAGAGGGCAAGGAGUUUGUUGAACGUAUCGUCAAACGCUUGCACGCAUUAAGUUAUCACAUGCGAAGCUACUUCUGGCUCGACUUCCAACAGCUGAACGACAUAUACCGCUGGAAAACUGAAGAGUAUUCUCACACCGCCGUAAACAAGUUCAACGUAAUUCCCGACUCCAUUCCCGACUGGGUCUUCGACUUCAUGCCCACUCGCGGCGGAUAUUUCAUCGGAAACGUGAGCCCCGCCCGCAUGGACUUCCGGUGGUUCUGCCUCGGAAACUGUGUUGCUAUAUUAUCGUCCCUCGCUACUCCGGAGCAAGCUAUGGCGAUCAUGGACUUGAUUGAAGCGCGGUGGGAGGAGAUUGUCGGGGAAAUGCCUUUGAAGGUAGCUUAUCCCGCGAUCGAGAGCCACGAGUGGAGGAUUGUUACAGGUUGCGAUCCGAAGAAUACCAGGUGGAGUUACCACAAUGGAGGAUCUUGGCCAGUGCUUCUGUGGCUUCUCACCGCAGCAUGCAUAAAGACGGGUCGACCGCAAAUCGCGAGGCGUGCAAUAGAGCUCGCGGAAAGCCGGCUCUUGAAGGACGGCUGGCCGGAAUACUACGACGGAAAGCUCGGAAGAUACAUCGGAAAACAGGCCAGGAAGUUCCAGACUUGGUCCAUCGCGGGCUAUCUGGUGGCGAAGAUGAUGCUCGAAGACCCUUCGCAUCUCGGCAUGAUCUCCCUCGAAGAGGAUAAGGCGAUGAAGCCGCUCAUUAAGCGAUCGACCUCGUGGACCUGCUGACGCAGAGUAUACCAUAGAUAACUUAGAAAAAAGAAAGAAAGAAAGAAAGAAAGAAAGAAGAAACUAUAAACUCCACGCAUUCGCGUUUUUCGCUCGGCAAUUUCAAUUUUCCUCAUCUUCUCUAUCCCUUAUUGAAGGGCUUUUAUAUGUAAAAUAUAGUCAUUGACAAAGAAGAAAACAAUGUUAUUGCUAAUAAAAGUGAGGUUAUUUACACAGGAAAAGUUUGAUCCUGCUAAA